AUGGAGAGCACUGGCGCACUGGCACUUGACGCCGAGGAGCCCGUGCCGAUCGCGGAUGGCUUCGAGGCUCCCAUCUUUGGCGCGCGCGUCGUCGGCCAGGUCACCACGCUGACGCUCGAGGGCGAGGACGGCCCUCUGGCAUCGCUCGGUCCGGUUGGCGUCGCGAGCGACCACACUGGCGCCUGGUACGUCUCGACCGAGGACUCGCUGCUUCACGUCUCGGCGGCCGGGCGCGUGCGCCGCGUGGCAGCUUUGCCGGCGACUUCUGUCUUCUACGCCGUCGCCGCCAGCCCGGACGGGAGCGCGCUGUUUGUGGCGGACUUCAGCAACGACAAGAUCCGGCGGGUGGAGGUGACGACUGGCGAGGUGUCGACGAUCUCGGGCAGCGGCACAGCGGGCAGCGCCGAUGGCGUGGGCGACGCGUCGCAGUUCUACCAGCCAUCUGGCCUCGCCAUCAGCCCGGACGGGAGUGCGCUGUUUGUGGCCGACAAAGGCAACAACAAGAUCCGGCGGGUUGAGGUGGCGACGGGAGAGGUGACGACGAUCGCGGGCAGCGGCGAGGCUGGCGACGCGGAUGGCGUGGGCGACGCGGCACAGUUUGCCAACCCAGCUGGCAUCGCCAUCAGCCCGGACGGCGGCGCGCUGUUUGUGGCGGACUGCAACAACAACAAGAUCCGUCGGGUGGAGGUGGCGACGGGAGAGGUGAGGACCAUCGCGGGCAGCGACAAGGCGGGCGACGCGGAUGGCUUGGGCGACGCGGCGGAGUUCUGCUCCCCAACUGGCCUCGCCAUCAGCCCGGACGGCAGCGCGCUGUUUGUGACGGACUUCAGCAACGACAAGAUCCGGCGGUUGGAGGUGACGACUGGCGAGGUGACGACGAUCUCGGGCAGCGGCACAGCGGGCAGCGCUGACGGCGUGGGCGAUGCAGCGCAGUUCAACUACCCAGAAGAAGUCGCCAUCAGCCCCGAUGGCAGCACGCUGUUGGUCAGUUCGAGCGGUGGCCUCCGCCAGGUCUGCGUGGCGGCGCCUCCUCCGCCUCCCUCCUUUGCCCCGAUCGUCGUUCCGCCCUCUACCAUCCUGGCCGACCUCGCAAAGACGCGGGGCGACGCCACCCUCCCAGAGGGGAAGGUCACCUUCCUGGUCGGCGACGACGAGGAGCGCAUCGAGCACGUGAGCAAGAACGUGCUCUGCAUUCGGUCCCCGGUCUAUCGGACCAUGUUUGGCAUCGGCAUGAAGGAGCGCGACGCCGCCGAGGUCACGGUGUCCCACGCCGACCCCGCCAGCUUCACCGCCCUGAUCGACUACCUCCUCUCCGACAAGUUCGACCUCGGCGAAGAGGAGGGCAGGGCGCAGCGCGCGCUCGACCUGCGGGAGCUGGCGCAAAUGUACCAGGUGCCGCGCCUCGAGCUGCUCUGCGCGCAGGCGCUGCAGGAGAGCGUCGCGCCGGCGACCGCCGUGCCGCUGCUCGAGGCGGCGCACACGACGGGCGACGGGCGGCUACUCGCGCAGUGCCGCCGCUUCGUGGCCGACCACGCCGCCGAGGUGGCGGAGCUCAAGGGCGCGAUGCGCGAGGCGGACCUCGAGAAGGCCCGGGCGGAGGUGUCCGAGCGGGCAUGA
Molecule: messenger RNA, 1617 nt
Organism: Emiliania huxleyi CCMP1516
Lineage: Eukaryota; Haptophyta; Isochrysidales; Noelaerhabdaceae
Exons: 3
Coding region: 1-1617 (538 amino acids)
Molecular function (GO): protein binding
Source: RefSeq, a predicted model, not a curated record